UAAUUUUUUCUUUUCAAAAAAAAUACUUCAAAAUUAUUUGUUAGCUACAAUUUUUCUACUUCCCAUGUAUUAAUAACUAUGCCGGGCAAGAGGAAAAUAAAAUGUGAUGGAAAAUAAACAGACUUCAUCAAAGAAAAAAUUGAUAUCCAUCCGAGAAGAGAAACUUAUACGUGAAGUGAAUUACGACGGCCUCGUCGGGGCUUCGCCUCGUCUGUCAAAGAAGGAGCUGUUACUGGACUUAGAAAUUCUAAAAAAGGGUCAAUCUCGUCAUCCAGCUUUACAAAGAGUUCUCGUCUCGAUCAAGCCAAGACAAGUGCCGGCCAUCAAAACCCUGUACAUUGCAGAGAAGAGUAGAUAUUACAAUAAGAAGAGUUCAAAACGAUCAGGUUCAAGACUAGCAAUUGGAGACCAUUCUUCCUUUGUGACUCGAUACAGCGAAGAUGAUUCCGAUCAGUUUUUGAAAUCAGUAGCCUGCAUACCUGAAAAGCAGACGAAAAAAAGUGAAAUUGAAUGUAGAAAAGUUUCUUCAAGUUCUGAACAGGUAGAAACGUCAACCACCGCUUCGAAAUGUUUUCUUGCUAAAUAUCAAAACGCAGUUAGUCAACCCCUCGCAAGAUAUUAUGCACGCAAUCCAACCUCUAAUAUGAAUUCUCUUAACGUUGAUGUAACAACUAACGAACAAAAUAAGCCAGAUAAAGUUGAUAUUUCUACAUAUAUAUUCUCAAAUACGUCACUUCAACAAUCACCUUUGCCUUCCCAAAGUACCUUAAAUAUGUUACAUAAAAGAAUCGAAACUUUAGAACGUAAAAUUUUAAGGCAAGAAAGGGUUUUUCGUUCUAUUGAUCCUAAUAUGCAUCUAUCUUCGUCAGAUGAAGAAUCGAAAGGUUUCGCAAUGAGAAAUAUAUCUGGGACGGCGCACCCAGGUUGUAGCUACAUUCAACAAUAUAGUCAUAUUCCUGAAACAUCUGCAUUCCAAAGAUAUAACCAGCAACAAACAGCACCAUUAUCUCCAAGUAAAGCUGCCACUUUAGAAAAAGAGCAUAAUUCAGAACAAUACGGAAGGGACUUUACUACUUACGAUGGUAUCACUGCUAGAGGCCGACGGCAGUGCGCAUCAGUGCCAUGUAAACGAGAAGAUGUACCAAAAAUGGCCGCCGAGAGAGUACACAAAAUUCGACACAAACUUAAUCCAGUACGAGAUUACAGACUUAUGGAUACUGUUCAUUACUUAGCUCAAGGCGAAUUCGCACCACGUGACGAUGGCAUUAAAUUGACACCAUCUAGAGAAGGAGUUCUCAGUGAUAUAAUAUGGGAAGAUGUUUGCCGAACCCAUUGGCCAAAUGCUCGCUUAGGUCGUAGACUACCCCAUACAGACCGUUAUAAUAUGAGAUGUGAAUUGCAGAGGCUAAUAGAUAGUUUGUUAAGAGAAAGAGUAGCACAUGUCGAAAGAAGAAAACGGCGACAUUACAGAAUUGUGAAAUUAAACCAUCGUCAUGAAAAUUGCAGACCUGUUGGUAAGACUGGUGAUAUUAUAGUUGCGAGCCACAAAGAUAGACAUGAAGAAAACAAAGAAGCCGCCUUAAGUGAUUACAACACUGGCGGCACAUCAAAUUUAGAAAGGCAUCGUGAAAAUGGAAACACGCGUAAAAGUCAUAGAAGCCAUGAUCGCUUGACGUUUCAAGAUACACGACAAAGAAGGCACAUGAGAGAAGAAGAGUGUGUUGCUGGGCCAAGUUACGCCGCUCAUCGGACUUCAAACAAUCGAGAAGCCACCUGUUGCUAUCACACUUCUAGUCCAACUAAACUUGAUAGAGGUACAGCUCCUACAACCUCAACUCGGGGUAAUAUAAUUAACAAUUUAACAAGUGCCAGUAGUAUCUCAACGAACAAAUAUCAAUCAAGGAAUCCUCGUUUGGUAGUCAAAAAGGAAGCUUCAAGACGAAAGUAUCAAAGUAAAGACGAGCCUGAUCUUGAGCACUACAUCUUACUACCAACGUUAGUCGUCCGCACGCCGUCCAAUGUAAAACGUCAAAAGAAAUUUAAUGAACUGUAUCACCGCAUCUUAAAUGUUCAAUUAAAGAAUGCUGAUACAAAUGCCGACAGACAACAAUCUCAAAAUAAUAAUGAAAAGCCUUCCACUAAAGCAGAUGUUAAUAUCAACACCGUACUUUCAGAUAGUUCAGAUCGGUAUUUCAACUUCUCUGAAUUAUACGAAUCAGUAACGGUUCACCAAAAAACGCGAGUGCAAAGAAAUGAAGAUGAUGUAAAAUCUAUAACUCCUUUUCAAGAUGUUCAAGAGUUGCACGGAACGGCUCUGAUUUACAGCAUGACAACAGAAUUAAAUACCGAUGUAAAAAUUACAAACAUCCAUUUUAAUAAUUCAGUCAGUGCCUUGCCUGAAGAGCAGAAAAAACUAUGGAUUUUAAGAAACUAUAAACCAAUAGAUAUUAACGACUGGACUAUAGAUACAGAUAUUUUUAAAGGGCAAAAUCUCUAUCUGCCUUUACAGAAAACAAAUUUAGACUUUAAGCCCACAGAUACCAUGGCUCACGCAGUAACGAGUUAUGAAGACAAAGUUGAACAACCGAUGACGCCCGCUUUCAAUUUUAGUAGAAAAUUAGAUAUACCAGGUUUAGUAGACAUGGCGAAAUAUGUUGCACGUGGGUUGGAAACAAAAUUUGAUAUGUUGAAAAAAUUUAACGAAACCUUUGAAUACUUACUACGUCAGCAGUCAAAUAUAACUACUACUGACUCUCCUACAACAGAUACUCCGUCUACAUCUACAGUUUCAACAAUAAACUUUGACGAUGCUCAUCUUGUUGCUAAGUGCUUCGUUUGUGGCCUAGAUGAGCAAGGAAUUCCAAUUUCAUCGGCCUGUGCCGACGCCUUUUCUGGUGACUUUAUACCUCUAGUGAAAGUAGAUCCAAAGGCGAGAGGACAGUUAGCAAGUUACAGAAAAUAUUGUCGAUACCUGGACGUCCCCAACUAUUUAGAAACGCCGGACGAGCCACAGUCCCAAUUCGGGAGGUUUACAGGAGGGUGCUCGGUGCGUUGGGUAGAUCUUACUGGGGUGUAUUCCCAGCGCACCUGCCGUAAUCGACGCCGUGCGGUCACCGGUAAACACUUUGGCAGCAAACGAAUGGCCAAGCUGGAAAUGACGCUAUCGGACUUGGAAGACGGCUGCAUCAUCAGUCCCAUGGCGACGCUGCUCCCCGUGACCCGCAGCAUUUCCCUGUACGCGCGGUUCCAUGCCUGCGUUUUACUUGGUAACAUAUCAGCCGCUCAACUUCGCCAGUGGGCUAGAGGCGGGGCCGCGAACAGACUGGAGCGAGCAGUGCUUGCGGGGCAGGGCCGCCGGCUGCUGAGCGAGGCCGAGGCUCUGCCCCUCUCGCAUCAUCUGCCGACGUUGGUCGCCAAGUGCGACGCCCUCCACGCGGCUGUCGAGAGAGGAUCCCUUUCAGAACUCCAGCCCGAUUCUAAGAAGUAA
Messenger RNA from Amyelois transitella, 3487 nucleotides. RefSeq lists its product as uncharacterized. NCBI's taxonomy places the organism in Eukaryota, Metazoa, Arthropoda, Insecta, Lepidoptera, Pyralidae. Bases 107 to 3487 code for a protein of 1126 amino acids. The record is from RefSeq and is a predicted model, not a curated record. The transcript is spliced from 13 exons.